AUGGUUCAGCGAGGGACUCACGCGGUGAAUCAAGGCAAUCUAUUCUCCCACGCAAAGAACCUACUAUACGAUUUGGAGAGCACAAGAAGGAAGACGCCGACACGUCCUCUGAUUUUUGUCGCCCAUUCAUUAGGAGGGAUUCUCGUCAAGGAAGUUCUCAGACGAGCAGAAUCCGAUCCCGACGACAAGAUAAAGAGGGUCUAUUUCUCAACAAUCGGAGUCUUCUUCUUUGGAACUCCACAUAGAGGAAGCAAGGAAUGGGUCAACACUGCGCAGAUCGCGACACGCAUCGUGAAUAACAUUGGACUUACCGCAAACACCAAAUUUUUGCAAGCCCUGUUACCAGACUCGGAGAGUCUAGAGCUUUGCCGGGAGACAUUCGCUAGUCAAUGGAGCAAUAGGAAGGAUACGAUCACCGUCAGAUCAUUCCAGAAAUCCAAAGGGAUCACUGGGUUUGCCUUUGGGGGAAUGAACAAGCUGAUCGUUCCUUCUGAGUCUUCAAGUCUCGAUGAUACAGCCCAACGUGCCCGCAGCUUGGAUAAGAGCCACAUUGACAUGGUGAAAUUUAGCGGUAAAGAUGAUCAAGGGUAUGAGUGGGUGAAAGAAGACAUCGGGGAACUCAUGGAAAAGGCUGUGGACUUUGAAAAAAGGCAGAUCCUUGAGGAUGAAACUCCAAAUGAAGUGAGGGGAAAAUGUCUUCAAGUCUUCCGAACUUCGAAUUAUGAACAGUUGAAGGAUCGAAAUGCUGAAAGGCUAGACAAUACUUGCGAAUGGUUUCUGCGACAUCCGAGCUUCCAAAAGUGGAAGGAAAGCGAGACGUCAAAUAUUCUAUGGGUAUCUGCCGACCCAGGAUGCGGCAAAUCUGUGCUAGCGAAGUAUCUUGUUGACAAGGAAAAAUGUCUGGAGCCGAGUAAAACUCGUGCCGUUUGUUACUUCUUUUUCAAGGAUGACGACGAAAGUCAGAUGAGUAGUGCGACGGCACUGUCGGCCAUCUUGCACCAGCUGUUUUCACAGAGGGUCGACUUGAUCAACCCAUAUGCGAUGAAAGACUACAAAGUGGAGGGGCAAAAGCUUCCCGGGCUUUGUGAAAAGCUUUGGAAUAUCCUGUUGAAAGCGGCUCAGGAUUCGAAAGCUGGAGAGAUCAUCUGCAUUCUCGAUGGUCUUGAUGAAUGCCCAAAGAACGAGCGAUCUCAGAUCCUGAAGGCAUUGAUCACUUUUUAUAAAGAUUUAUGUUUUCAGGACCGGAAAGCACGACUCAAGUUCUUGAUCACAAGUCGCCCUUACCUUGACAUCGAGCGGCAAUUCAUCGAGCUGGAUCAAGAUUUCCCAGAAAUUCGCUUGUCCGGCGAAAACGAGUCAGAAUCUAUCAGUCGCGAGAUUGACAUGGUCAUAAAGGCAAAGCUGCAGAGACUAUCAAAAGCCUUAAGUCUUAGCCCCAAGGAACUGUUCACUCUCGAGGAGGAGCUUUUAGCUGUUCCUCAACGGACGUAUCUUUGGGCAACUCUUGUCUUUGACAUCCUCAAUGCGGAGGUGCAACCCACCCGAAAGAAGUUGAGAGAGAUAGUCGCAUCAAUUCCCCCGACCGUCGACGACGCUUAUGAAAAGAUACUAUCCAGGAUUGAGGAUAGGGGCCAAGCUCGUAAGCUGUUCUCGAUAAUUGUGGCGGCAAGCCGGCCUCUGACUCUCAGUGAGAUGAACGUUGCUCUUACAAUCGAUGACAGUCAUAAAUCCUAUGACGACCUGAAGGAAGAUCUUGAUAAUGAACAAAGGUUCAAGUCGACUGUUCGACUUAUCGGUGGUCUCUUCAUCAGCAUCAUGGAUCAAAGGGUUCUCUUGAUUCACCAAACUGCGAGGCAAUUUCUUCUUGGGAAAAGCAAUGUACUUAACAAUUGGAAGCAUUCGCUUGACCCAGUCGAGGCCGAUCUCAUUGUGGCAAAAGGCUGCAUGACUCUUCUCAUGUUCAAGGAAUUUGAUGAUGGCUUUGAUUGGGACCCAGCCGAUCCUGUGCCCCUUGAUGAGCUUUUCGACUUUGAGUAUCUGGAAUAUGCCUCUAAUUUCUGGAUGUCACAUUUUCGAAAAGCACAAGCCCAGGCCAAUGAGAGACUAUUGGAUUCAGUUCUAACGGCCUGCGACAACAGAUCUCGAAGGUUCAAUGUAUGGUCUCGGUUGUUUAGGCUGGUCCGACCAUCGAGCCCCAUCGGGAGUCUCAUGAACAUCAUGAUGAUAGCAUCCAAUUUCGGGCAUGAGACAGUAGUGAGACAACUGUUGGUGAACGGAGAUGAGAGCAUCAAUCUGAAAGAUGAUGACUUUGGUCGAAGCCCACUUUUUUGGGCUGUAGAGCAAGGACACCGACAAGUGAGGGAGUUGCUGGUAACCACUGGGAAAGCCGAUGUCAAUUCACAAGACAAAGCAGAUCAUACUCCGCUGUGGCUCGCAUGCAACAUGCAUCAAGAAGAAAUAGCACUUUUUUUGCUGGAGAAUUCUGCCGAUCCUAUGUACAGGACAGAUCGAACUCAGUCCGCACUUUUCGAAUCAACUGCACAAGGACUACCAAAUGUCGUCAAUUGCAUUCUACAAUCUUUGUCCGAGAAGCAAGUUCGAGAGUUGGCCAAUCAGCAGGACUCCCAUGGAAAUUCAAUACUAAAUUUGGCUGUUUCAGACCAAGGAUCCCAGUUGAAAAUUGUGAAAAUGAUCCUUCAAGCCUUGGCCCCUUUCCCGGAAGAGAAGCGCAAAUUGUUAUAUCACCAGGGCCAUGACUCCUGCAGUCCUCUGUUCAAUGCGGCUGUCAAAAAUCAACCAGAGUUAUCCAGAUUCUGGCAAAGAUUGACAAAGAGCUUCUCAACCAGACGGGCUGGCUGGACUGGAAAGACACGCCUCUACACGUUGCAACGCAUUGGCAAACAGAGAACAGGACGUACCCCUUUACUCAUCGCAUCCGAAAGAACGGACUCCCCUCGUGGGGUGCAAAUCCUGAAGAUAUUGUUGAAACGUGCAGAUCCAUUGAUCUGUGAAAACGAUGGAAGAAACAUUGUACACCUUGCGCUUGAGUUCAACAGAGCGACUUACUUCAAAAUGAUGCAACAAGCUAUACCGCAUGCCAGCUUCCGCCAGCUUUUGACUUCAAAGAACAAGCAAGGGAACAUACCGAUACUCCACGCGAUAAACAGGCAUCGUACUACAGGUCAAGGCCAUCCCCUACUUUCAGACGCAUUCAAGGCUGUUUGCGAGGCGAUGAUGCAAAUUUUCUCGGAAGAGGAUGGUGAAUUCAUUGUCAACUUGGUGGGGGAAGGUCAUCGCCCAAUGGCUCUCCACCGAUUUAUUGAAACCGACUCUGACGAACUUGUAUCCAAGAUUAUCCCCAAGGUAGCUACAUCGGACCAUUCUUACCUGGAUUCCAAGGACAGCAGCGGCAUUACCCUGUUGAUGAAGGCCACCAACAGAAAGCUACGUGGCACAAUGCAAAUCUUGCUCGAGAGCUGCGUCGACAUCAAUGCGCAAGAUGACGAUGGAAAAACCGCACUUCAUCAUGCUGUGACAUCUGAUAUACCGGACGUGGCAGAGAUUCUUGUCCGAGCAGAUGCUAGCCUACACAUCAAAGACAGCCACGGGCGUAUACCAGUUGACUGGUGCUCUAGCGUGAACACAUGUUUCCCCAUGGUAAAUCCUCAAGACAGACCCAUAACACCGAAGCUUGCAGCAGCGAGCUCGGCCACUCGAUCAAGUCGAUCCGAAGGACAUAUGGUACUUGGUGCACCCAAAGGGGUCUUGCUAUUGGCCACUCCUUGGGGAUCAAACCUGGUAUCCUACAUCUCUGAAACAGGAGAGGUACCUGACUAG
Molecule: messenger RNA, 3837 nt
Organism: Penicillium brevicompactum
Lineage: Eukaryota; Fungi; Ascomycota; Eurotiomycetes; Eurotiales; Aspergillaceae
Exons: 4
Coding region: 1-3837 (1278 amino acids)
Molecular function (GO): protein binding
Source: RefSeq, a predicted model, not a curated record